Molecule: messenger RNA, 2238 nt
Organism: Silurus meridionalis
Lineage: Eukaryota; Metazoa; Chordata; Actinopteri; Siluriformes; Siluridae
Product: very long-chain acyl-CoA synthetase-like
Exons: 10
Coding region: 139-2007 (622 amino acids)
Molecular function (GO): long-chain fatty acid transmembrane transporter activity; long-chain fatty acid-CoA ligase activity
Source: RefSeq, a predicted model, not a curated record
GAAGAGGACUUGUGAAACGGAUAGAUUUCUCCCAUGUGUCUGCUCUGCGUUGGAGAGUUUAAAAAGCUUUCCGCUUUUUACAGUGUUGCACUUUGAGUUUCUUCCUUGCUUCAGCAGAGCUGCGGCUCCUCGUCUCGCAUGGACAUGUGGUACAUGUGGUUCACUUUCCUGGCUGGCCUGUGUGCUCUGCCCGCGGUCCUCAGGACACUGUGUCCCUAUUUUGUGCAGGACUGCGCCUACAUGCUGCACGUUUUGCGCUGCGGUGCGCGCCUGGAGCUCUACAAGAGGAGAACUCGCUUCUACAGCAUUCUCGACUGCUUCCUGGAUGCCGUGAGGAAACACCCACACAAGCCCUUCAUCCACUUCAUGGGAGAGACGCACUCGUACUCAGAAGUGGACCGGGAGAGUAAUAAAGUCGCUCAUGCUCUGCAGAAGGUGGCUGGACUGAAGGAGGGUGACAUUGUGGCCCUGCUGAUAGGUAAUGAGCCUUGCUUCAUUUGGACCUGGCUCGGGCUGGCGAAACUCGGCUGCGCUACUGCACUGCUCAACUUUAACAUCAGGUCCAAAUCCCUGCUGCACUGCUUCUCCUGCUGCGGGGCAAACGUGCUCCUAGUCACCCCAGAGCUCUGCGGUGCCGUUGAAGAAAUCCUGCCCGCUUUAAAAGAGCAGAGCAUCAGGGUGUAUGUGCUCUCUGAUGCAUGCAGCACAGAUGGCAUUGAGGGCAUCUCUCAGGCCAUCGCACAGGCCCCCGAUGAAGCGCUUUCUCCAUCCCUCAGGGCUAAUGUUAAAUGCCGCAGCACAGCACUGUACAUCUACACAUCUGGAACCACCGGUCUGCCUAAAGCAGCCACAGUGACUCACGAGAGAGUCUGGGCUGCUUCAUUCAUUCAGAGGGUUUCUGGAGUCACGUCUGAAGACGUGUUUUACCUCAACCUUCCUCUGUACCACAGCGCCGGCUUUCUUAUAGGAUUCACCGGCUGUAUCGAGAGAGGGAAUACGUUUGUUCUGCGGAGGAAAUUUUCAGCCUCUCAGUUCUGGGACGACUGCAGGAAGUAUAAUGUUGCAGUGAUGCAGUACAUUGGGGAAACAAUGCGUUACCUCUGCAAUACACCAAAGAGAGCUGAUGACCGAGACCACAAAGUGAAGAUUGCUAUAGGUAACGGUGUCCGGCCCGAUGUGUGGAAGGAGUUUUUGAAUCGCUUUGGCAACAUUUACGUGAGGGAGCUCUACGCUGCCACAGAAGGAAACAUCGGGUUUAUUAACUACACCACAAAGGUUGGAGUGGUUGGCCGGGUUAACCACCUCCACAAGAAAAUCUUCCCCUACGCCCUGAUCAAGUUCGACAUUGGGAAAGAGGAGCCUGUGAGGAACGCAGAUGGACUUUGUGUGCCAGCAGCUCGAGGUGAGCCUGGGCUCCUGGUUGGGAAAAUCACCACCAAAUCUCCGUUUGUUGGCUACGCUGGAAACAAGCUGCAGACGGAAAAGAAACGACUCAGAGACGUGUUUGUUAAAGGCGAUCUCUAUUUCAACAGCGGCGACUUGCUGAGAAUCGACAAUGAAAACUUUGUCUACUUUCAGGAUCGAGUUGGAGACACUUUUAGAUGGAAAGGUGAAAACGUCGCCACAACCGAAGUAGCAGAUAUUCUCAGUAUGGUGGACUGCAUUGAGGAAGCGAACGUCUACGGCGUAUCGGUCAAAGGGCACGAGGGCAGGAUUGGAAUGGCGGCUGUGGUUUUAAAAGAAGGGAAGGCGUUUGACGGCGUUGACGCAUGUAGACUUGUAACGAACUACCUCCCGGUUUACGGCAGACCCCGUUUCAUUCGCAUUCAGAGUUCUUUGGAACUCACAGGAACUUUCAAGAUGAAAAAGGUGAAGCUGGUGGAGGAGGGCUUUGAUCCAGCGCUCAUCCCUGACCCGCUCUACUUCCUUGAUCUAGUUGAAAAGAAAUACAUCACCCUCACUAAGGAAAUGUACAAUUUAAUGAUUGCAGGAGACAUUAAACUAUGAGUGUGGAAAUGUAAAGAAAAGACAAAAGUAUUCUAUUAAAAAUGAAGUGGUUUUGUGUGUAGACUAAUCUCAGGGAGGAUCCUGGCUUCAUCUUUGUCAGUUUUUAAAUAUCCAAAUGAGCUAACAAACCAUUAUGCUGUGACGACGAUCGAUGAAAUGUAACGUGUUUUAAUGAUUGUUUGAAUAAUGUACAUUCUGUUUUAUAAGUAACAAAUACACUUUUCCAUCACA